AUGUCGUCAGCAGUCGCCAUGCUCGACUACGUCGCCGACCUGAGCCCCGCGACCUUCUGCCAGCUCUUCUACGUCCUCAGCGCCGCGGCCGUGCUGGCCAUCGCGGCAACCCCCGACUCGGCGCAGCGGCUCCUGACGCAGUACGGGGCCCGCAGCUCGGGCGACGCAUCAUCAUCAACAUCUUCUUCAUCACAAGAGAAGACCAGCAAGCGGGGCACGAGCGAAGGGGUCGUCACGGACGUCGCUGGCUGGAUCACAUCGGUGGGCAAAGUCCCUCACUCGUGGUUCAUUCAUUUCUAUAUCCUGUCUCUAUCUUGCUCCGUCUUCUGGGCGGUCCAGUAUGUGUGCCAUGGGACCCUACUCGAACUCAUUAUGAGGAAACAAGCCUCCAGCACGACUGCAUCGAUGACCUUGGGCCAAGUCGUGCUCGUGUGGUUCCUUAUGGGCUUGCAAGGCGCUCGACGCCUGUUCGAGUAUCUGGCUGUCCUCCAACCAUCAUCUUCACGCAUGUGGGUAGUCCAUUGGCUCCUGGGAAAUGCGUUUUACCUAUGCACAAGCAUGGCCGUAUGGGUGGAAGGGUCUAGCUCGAUCUCGUAUUCUGACCGAAUGGUCAGCACCGUCAUUCCACCAUUGAAGGUCAUCCUUGGCGCAGCUGGAUUCCUGUUCGCAUUUGUUAUGCAAUACAAAUGCCACCGAUACCUAUCGAACCUGAAAAAGUACUCGCUUCCGUUAGACGGCUUAUUUCGGUACCUGGUCUGCCCACAUUACACUUGUGAAUGCCUGCUGUACCUCUCACUGGCAUUAGUGGCAGCUCCCGAAGGCCAAUUGUACAACAGAACGCUGGUUUGCGCGGUCCUCUUUGUCUCGGUCAACCUCGGUGUCACCGCCAACGGCACAUACAAAUGGUAUAUUGAGCGGUUUGGCCACGGAUUUCAGGAGAAGUGGAAGAUGAUACCCUAUGUAUUCUGA
Messenger RNA from Anthostomella pinea, 969 nucleotides. The record is from the annotation of a GenBank genome assembly. NCBI's taxonomy places the organism in Eukaryota, Fungi, Ascomycota, Sordariomycetes, Xylariales, Xylariaceae.